This is a messenger RNA of Saccoglossus kowalevskii, 736 nucleotides long. RefSeq names its product mitochondrial translation release factor in rescue-like. Gene Ontology annotation, biological process: translational termination. Gene Ontology annotation, cellular component: mitochondrion. The record is from RefSeq and is a predicted model, not a curated record. Gene Ontology annotation, molecular function: translation release factor activity. NCBI's taxonomy places the organism in Eukaryota, Metazoa, Hemichordata, Enteropneusta, Harrimaniidae.
AUGAUUGUCGUACCAGAAAUGAACUGCUUAUGUAGGACUGUGUUGUGGUUCAAGCCUUGCGUCCGAUCAACGGCGGUCACAAAACAGCUGAUAUCUUCUAAUUCAACUCACCUGAAGUCAACUGCAAACGUGUCCUGUAUUUGUUGCCAUAGGUACAACACUCGUCUCGCAAAUCCUGAGUUUAUUUUUCAGGCCAGUGCCAAACCAACUUUGUUCAGACGUUCACAGUUUCCUCAGUACUCAUAUUCAUUUGUCAGGUGGAAAAGAGAUAACAUUUCUAAACUACUUGUAGAAAUAAACGAAGAUGAGCUAGACGAGCAAUUUGUACGUGGUUCAGGACCUGGUGGCCAGGCAACCAAUAAGACAAGCAACUGUGUUGUAUUAAAACAUAUUCCAAGUGGCAUAACUGUGAAGUGUCACCAGACUAGGUCUCAGAGUAAAAAUAGAGAGCUAUCACGACGUAUAUUGAGAGAGAAGUUGGAUGUAUUUUAUAAAGGAGACGAAAGUAUCAUAGUUAUUGAAAAAAAGAAAGAAGAAAAAAGAAGACAGGAAAAGAAAAGGAAGUCAAAAGUGAGACUAGAAAAGUUAAAAGCUUUCAAGGCGAGUUUAAACGAAGAUGAUGAUUGAGCAUUAUAUGAAGUGAAAACAGUGAUGCCUAGAAGUUAUAUUUCAUGAUCACCGGUGAAUGUUUGAUAGACCUAAGUUUUACCUGAAUACCAACAAAGAAUCAACACCU